This is a messenger RNA of Trichoderma reesei QM6a, 1101 nucleotides long. RefSeq lists its product as uncharacterized. Bases 67 to 921 code for a protein of 284 amino acids. The record is from RefSeq and is a predicted model, not a curated record. Gene Ontology annotation, molecular function: RNA binding. Lineage: Eukaryota; Fungi; Ascomycota; Sordariomycetes; Hypocreales; Hypocreaceae. The transcript has 2 exons.
UACGACACUUUCAACACACCCACCCACAUACACACACACACACACAAACCAUCCACAACCAACAAGAUGCCUGCCACCGUCUACGUCAAGAACAUUGCCGCCGCAACUGGCGAUGCUGAAAUCAAGGACUUUUUCAGCUUCUGCGGCAAGAUCAACGACAUCAAGGUCACCACCGAGGGCGAGACGAAAAGCGCAGAGGUCAUCUUCGAGAAGGAGACGGCCAUGAAGACUGCCCUGCUGCUGAACAACACACAACUCGGCCCCAACCACAUCACCGUGUCCAGCGCCACUGGCGACUCCGAGGAUGACGGCUCGCACUUUGCCCACUCGGGCAACAAUACGGACGAGAUUACGCAGGAGAUGAAGCCGCGCACCCGCAUCCUGGCCGAGUACCUUGCCCACGGGUACGUUGUUGGUGAUGCUGCGAUUCAGCGCGCCAUCGAGCUCGACCAGAAGCACGGCGUCUCGUCGCGCUUCCUCAGCACCAUCCAGGACCUCGACAAGAAGUACCAGGCCACGGACCGCGCCAAGACGGCCGACCAGAGCUACGGCAUCACCCAGCGCGCCGGCAACUUCUUCAGCGGCCUGAGCAGCUACUUUGAAAAGGCCAGCAACACCCCCACCGGCAAGAAGAUUGCCCAGUUCUACCUCGACGGACAGCGACAGGUGCAAGAUAUCCACAGCGAGGCUCGGCGGUUGGCUGAUCUGAAGAAGGAGGAGCACGGCGGCAGCGCGUACAAGGCUGCUGGCCUCGAUAAGGUCUUUGGCAAGCAGCAGGAGAAGGAAAAGGAGCAGCCCAAGGAGCAGGAGAAGGAGCAGCCCAAGGAGCAGGAGAAGGAGCAGCCCAAGGAGCAGGAGAAGCCUGGCGACGCCAGCUAUGCUGCCGCCGCUGCUCCUGGCGGCGACUCAAAGACUGCUUAAAGGAACAUGGAGCGUGUUAAAUCCCGUGGCAUGCCGCGCAUGAUGUUAUGAGUUAGGGAGAUACGUGUUUACAGUAUUCACGCAGUUGCAUGGAUUUUCUCGUCAAAAGGGUUUACGGAUUCAAAUCGCAGGCAUGGGAUAGUUUAGCGGUGCAAUAAUUGAUGCUGUCAAUUGACGAAG